CAAAUUCAGAAGAUUUUUUCUGUGGCCGCAUGUAUAUUUAUUAUAGCCCAGCAUUUGCAUGUUUUAAAUAAUAUAUUUAACGGGAAGGAGUGAUCUUUGCAGUUGAAUAGUGUCGGUCAACGGAGUAUCAGUGGGAGGGUGGAUUAGUGAUUGUUUAUAUAAAUCAUACAUGGUUUUAAUGAACCAUUAAGGAACAGUUUUUGGUGCGGUAUGAUGCAUAAAUUAAAAAGUCAUAACUGGGGAUUAAGAUUCUGAAUAUGUUUAAUGGACAUAGUUGAAAGGACCAAAUUAUUCCAUUGCGGUUAGUGUUCUUUAGAUAAUUAAAAAUGAAUUCCGCGCCAUCAACGUCAGAUAUGACGCCACAACGAAAGCGUGUUGGUAGGCCUCCUAAAGCAACGCAGCUGAAGCAAACGGCUAACACUAUGCCACCAUCACAAGAAGAGAGUGCACAAACGUCUAACCAAUCGAACGAUACAGAAAAGUUUACGAGUCGAGGUGAAAAUGAUAGUAUUAUGGAAGUUGAGGGCAGUUUCGUGGCUAUAUCUCCACCGCCGCCCAAUGUACCGACAGAUAAGAUUAAUCCUCGUAUGACUUCAACACCAUCAAGUAGCAACGAAUGUAGGCGAAGUUCACGUAAGAAGAUCAUAAAAUUUGACGUAAGAGAUUUAUUAAACAAACAUCGAAAGCCACAUAAAAUCCAAAUAGAAGCACGCAUAGAUUCAAACGCUCCGCAAACCCAAACAACUACAUCGUUACCCUCAUUUAGCUCUGGUAGUAAUACAAGCAGCUCAAUUCCAGCUUCAAGCUCUGAUUUAAGUAGUAAACAGAAAGCAUUUAUGGAGAAAUCCGCAAUAUUUCGUCGCAUAUCAAUAUCAGAACAACAUAAUAAAAUAAAUGCGCCAAUACUUCCACCACCCUUAUCGUCCAUACCGAAAAUUGGUGUUUUAGGUAAAAACACAAUCAAUUUGAAGAGUAAUGUGGAUGCUAUGACUACAAUAGAUCCAGCGAAAAUAGCACAAGCAAGACGGUUGAGUCGUACCCAGGAAAUAUUUAAUGCCAGCCUGAUAAAAUCAAAGCAAAAUUCCAGCCUAAUAAUAGCGCAAAUUGAAAGUAAUACUUCUAGUUCCAGCAGUGGGUUCAUGCUCCCAACAGUUGUGACAUCACAACAGCAGAAAAAGUCAACAAAUAUAUCCAACAAACGUAAAAAUCUUUCAAAUUCAUUUAUUUCGCCUACUGCAGUAGUUGAUCCAAAGCCUGCGUCAAUAGAAUCUGGCACACAAAAGCGCCGAGGUCGUCCGCCGAAAAAUAAAAAUACUGUAGCUCAAAGCCCUGUACCAAAAUCAAACCUGAAGACGGAGCUUCAUAUAACUCCACAAGGUAAAAAAGCAGACGAGCAGCAACAAUAUUCUGUCGAAAAUAAAGAAAAGCAAGAUGUCGCCAGUAAAGAAGCUUCUCAAAAUGCUACAAAUUGGACAGAGUACAAAGCAAAUUUAAAAUGUGCUGAAAGCGUUGAAACCCCUGUUGGGCAAAAUCCUGUAUCAAACGAAAGGACUUCUGUACAGCAUGAAGAUGUCAUUUUAGAAAUAUCAUCUACUUCUUCUAUAUCUGAUCAUGAAUAUCAGGCUAAAACAGUGCAUCCUCCAACGGAUGUACAUGAGUCACAACAAAGAAACUUCGCCUCCGUAUGCAUUUGGCAAGAUAGCCAAAGUAUUUGUGAAACUACAUCCGCACCAGAAUUCAUUGUGGCCGCUGUUGAAGAGAUAACAUCGGAAAGUUCACCAGCUGAUAAAUCUAUUUCCUUGCUAGCUGAAAGUGAAACAUGUUCACAAAAAACGGUUGAUACGUUAACGGAAUGUGAUCAAAGUAUUACAAUUGAUUUGGAUUCGAAUAAAGAAAUCGAAGCAGAGUCAGAUUCUCUCUCGGAAAUGACAUUUGGCAUGUCCGGCACAAGUCGCAAAUCGAGCGGUUCAGAAUCAGAGGGCAGUUCAGAUCGUAGUAACAAAAGCUAUAAAAAGGGCGAUAAGUUGCGUGUAUCUUUGAAACGCUUAACGUUGCCACCGAGUACCAUCACUUCUACUAUUUCGUUAUCAUCGGCAUCUAACAGCUGUAGUGACGUCAUUGCUGGUAGCGACAACAGCAAUACAAAUAACAGCAGUCGCGGAAGUAGCUGUACCGCUAACACUACAGAGUUAAGUACCGUAACAACAAGUAAAAACUUACCGCCAAGACGAUCUCAUAGGUUCCCCAAAAAAAGUGACAACACAGUUAUAGUGGGAGAACCCAAAAGUAAAGCAGAAGUCUCAUUGAAUGAGAUUUUAGAUACUGAAGAUCUAAUGAUGACAGUUGGUGUAGAGGAGAAAACAGGUAAACUGCCAAGAGAGAGAGUAACUCCAACUACCGUUAAAACGGAUAAAGACUUCGAGCAAUCGAAUGAAGAAAGUAAAUAUAGUGCAGUUACAACAAUUGAAAACGUUAGUGCCGAUUUGGUUACUUCGCAGCAAGUUGAGGCAGCACCCGUUGCAAUUGCUGUCGUGGAGCUCUCUUCUGAACAAAUAACUGAGAUUCCACAAAAAUCAAGCAGCAUUGCACUAGAUGCUGUAGAUAACAAACAUGAGCUUGGAGAGCAUGAUAGAAACGUUAGUGAAGAGUCACCUUCUGUUUCGUGCGAAACAAAAAAAGAACCUAUCACUUUGCCACUUAAAAAACAGGUGAGCAAGUUUAAAAUGUAUGAAGCGGCAGUGCAUAAUGUGGCGGCAAAUGUCGCGACUAGUACCUUGUUGGAUAUCUUAAAUACCGUUAAGCAGAAUGAUUUAACAAUGGGAGCGAAGGCAUUCCAGCAAUUGCCGUUGCCCGCAGUUAAGGAUGACACAUCCUCGGAGAUUAUAGCGCCUAUAGUAGGGGAAGAAAACAUGCCAACUACUGAAGCCGAGAAAAACCUUGAAGCUGGCACGUCAGAUAAGAGUGUUACGACAAUUAAUUUGGAAGAAUCACAAGCAACCGACCAAGAUAGUUCUAUAGAGACUAAUAAGCAGCCAUCAAAAUGUGUUCAUAUAGCUAAAAGUAGAGAUGAAGGAGAAUCUAUAAAAACGUUCACUUGGGAAAACCAUGCGCACGAUGAGUCCGAUCAACGCAUGGACUUACCUACUGAAACAUGUGAAAUAUCCGAAACAGUCACGGAUUGCGACUUUACACCACUGCCAGAAGAAGAGGUCGUAAUUCAAACUACUUUCGCUGAACAGUCUGUUGAAGGCAAGGAAAGUUCCAUUGAUGAAGCUACUAGCUCUCAAAACCCGGUAGCAGAAGUACGUAAAAAUAUUUUGAAAAAAGCGUCCCGGCAAAUACCUGCCAAUGUUGUUAAUGAGAGCACAAUGAACAUUUCCAAUAAUUUGGAUACGUCAGCGAAAUCGGAAAAAUGGGAUAUUAUCACCACUAAACAUACGGCAGAUAAUGUGUUGGAUGAAAGUAGUUCGGAGGACAUAAAUUCGGCAACGGACUCACAAUCUUCACGUGACGAAAUGAAUGGAAGCAGUGCUACGAAGACACCAUCUCCAACACUUUCGGAAAGUUCCAAUGGAAAGCCGUCAAAGCAACCAACACGCCGAAAUGAGAGACGUUCAAAACGUGGAGAUAAGUCUGGUCAUAAAACUUUAGAAGAGACAUUCGCUGAAAUAGCAGCUGCGAGUUCAAAGGCAGUUUUGAAGUUAAAGGCGCAGGAAGUUGACGCAGAUACACCAAACGUGUAUAAUGAAGAGGAGAUUUCUAAAUCUGUUAAUGCUAUGGAAAAGUCAGUCGAUGCAAAGGAUGAUUCUUCUGCGAGCGUUGAGCUAAGCCAUACACCUAUUAGUUUAACUGUUAAUGCUAUGGAAAAGUCAGUCGAUGCAAAGGAUGAUUCUUCUGCGAGCGUUGAGCUAAGCCAUACACCUAUUAAUUUAACUGAGCCUAAUAAUCUAGACGAAGAUGAAGUGCCGAAUGUACAAAAUACUAUAGAAAUUACGAUCGAGGAAACAACAACAGAUAUAAAUACGAAGGUUCGCGACGUGUCAAAAGCUGUAAUACUAUCCGAAGAUAUUGAUAGUAAUUCAAAUCACUCGUCGCCUUCACGAUGCGGGCGAAAGGCGAGGAAUAAAAAAGUAAAUCAUAAGCCAUCUACGAGCACUUCUCCUAUUACUGCAGAGUCUUCUAGUGAAAAUAAACAGAAAGUCUCCGAAAUGAAUCCGGUUGAUGAGACUAUUACUGUCAAUACGAAUACGACCGCCGAUGGUAGCUUAGAAAUAUCACAACAAAAUUUGCACACAUCAGUUAUUGAAUUGAACGUAAAAAAUACCAAUACUGAUGAUCAGAUUAUCACUGACACAUUGGAGAAAGGGACGGCCAAUGCAUCAUGCCAAGAAAAACUUUUGGAAUCAGAAAAAUGUGAUUCUCCAACGACAACGGCGGAACUUUCAACUGAAGUGGGUCAAGUGAUGAGUACUACAGGCGACGAAACGUCAAGUAUAUCCAAUAAUACAACACCUGAUUUAAGUGGCCAAAAUUUAGAAGAAAAUAAUGACAAAAACAAACUAUUUACAUCAAAAACUCGAAAACAUAAAAAAGCUUUGACUUCGGCUAUUGAAACAGUCGAGCGCGUUGAUCUUGAAGUAGAGAGUGUUGAGACGCAAAGAGAGUGCGGUCAAAUCGAUAUCAUCAAACCCGAAGAACGGAUUCAACAGCACGAAGAAAAGAUUGUAGAAUCACCCAAAGAGUUGUUACCAAAUAAAUUAGAAAAGUUAGAUCAAAGUGGGUCGCCACCAUCGUUAAAAGAGAACUCAAUCGUUGACUCUAAAAUAAAUUCGGUUACUAGUAGCGACUUAACGGCAGAGAAAGUGGACUGUCAGCUUCCAGAAUCAGAAUCAGAUACACUAGUCGAUAAGUCUAAAAAAAUUCGAAAGCGAAGAGGUAAUAAACAGUCUGAUGAGAAAUCGAACGAAUUGGAGACUAAGGGUCAAGGUAAAUCAGAAGAUCAGGAAACUGCGGAGACUAAAGAAAAAAGUGGUGACACCGAAGAUGCCGAUGAAAAAAUACGAAAGCCUCGAAAGGGAAAGUCAACAAACGAUGCGACAAAUGACCUGCAGAUCGAUACGCCGGUCACAGUUCCAAACGCAGCUGAAUUAUUGGAAAGAGAAUUGGCCAAAGCGCCGCCUAAAAAACGGCUGCUUAAAAUGCAGAUGGAGUUGGAAGAGAAGAGUUGCGCCUCACAUUCAGAAAUUCCAACCACCAGCCAGACUAGUGCUGAACAAAAAACGUCUUCAUUCAAAAAGUCAGCAAGCAAUUCCAGUAAAGCCAAAGAAUCUACACAGAAAAAAUCGAAGAAAGAUGCGCAAUCGUCUGAUCAAAUGAAAAAAGGAGAAAGUCUCGAAAGUCAAAUUGAAUCUUCGCUUGAUGAGGAAAGCCGUUCAGCGACAUCUACACCAGUGGCGAAACGUUUCAAAAAGCAAAUGGCUUCAGAGAAAACCCCAGAGGAUAAAACAAGCGGUAAAAGGAAGUCCAAGAUGGAUCAAAACAUUAGUAGUGAUAAGAGUGAAAUUAAAGAUAGGGAAAGGAAAGGAUCUGUAUCAAAGAAAUCGGAAAAGAAGCAAUUUUUGGCCAUCGAAGACACUACUAGUAAUGAGUUAGCUAAGAAAAUGGAGGAGAGAAGUGCGAAGAAAAAAAGGCAGAAGAAAUUGAAAGAAGAUUUCGAAGCAGCACUAAAGGAUGCGCUCACAAAAACAACAGUCCCAGCUGAAUCUACUAAAGAAAGUGCCAAUCCUUUCGAAAACAUAGUUCCGAUGCUGGAAGAAAGUAAAUUACAAGACAGUGUUGCCGCUGCAACAGUUUGUGCAACUGGAGUUGAAGAAAAGAAGACUACUGUAGAGGAGGAUCAAAUCACCACCACUACUGAAGCUACGGUAAACAAUGAGCUUGAGGAAGAACCAGAUCCGUUGAAGGACAUUGAGAAAUUCAUUGAAGAUGGCGUCAACUUGCUCAAACGUGGGUAUAAGAUUGAUGAUGACAGUGUAGAUGAAGUUAUUUGUCCGAAAACACAUCUCCAAAAAGAAGAAUAUAAAUCGGAUGUUGCGGAAAAUGAAGAAAAUGAUGAAAAGCCAUCUAGAGCGGUGCUGGAAGGCAUGACGACGCCUAAUGAAAGCAUAUCUGGCGACAUAACGCCGGUUGACAAAUCCUUCGAAGAAGUUUCGAACACACUCCCUCAAAAUAUUUAUUACGAUACCCCGGCAGAUACACCAGUAGCAACGCCAACAACCACACCUCCACCAAAAAGUCCUAUUCAUGAUCAAGCAAUUGACGAAAUAACCGGAGUUCGGCGUUCUCAUCGCAUCAAACAGAUAACAAAAAUGCCAAAGGCGCUUGUAGGUCGUGGGUUGGUGCGCGAAAAAGAGCGGUUCUCAAUUAAAGAUGAUGUUGAAAUGAAAACUCACUAUAGUUUGGAUGAUCAUCUGACGGAUUUGGCGCAAGUGGAGGCAAAGAAUGCCAAGUUCCUAAAAGAAAUGGAAGAACGUCUGAGUAACUUCCAUGUCAUUAAAGAGAAUGAGUACAAAUGUGAACGUGUCGUGAGUAGAGAAGCGCGCAAGAUGUUGUGUGAUUGUUUCUUGACAGCCGAAGAGGAAGAGCGUGGUGAGUUGGGCUGUGGUGAAGAUUGCUUGAAUCGUUUAUUGAUGAUCGAAUGUGGACCCGAUUGUAAUGUGAAAGUUCGCUGUACAAAUAAACGCUUUCAGAAACUGCUCUGUUCACCAUGCCGAGUCUUUCGAACGGAAAAGAAGGGCUUCGGUAUAAUGGCUGACAUUGAGAUUUUACCUGGUGAAUUCAUUAUGGAAUACGUUGGAGAGGUAAUCGAUGGCGAUGAAUUUGAGCAGCGCCGUACUGCAUACUCGUUGGACAAAAACCGUCACUAUUACUUUAUGGCAUUACGAAGCGAUGCCAUAAUCGAUGCCACAAUUAAGGGAAACAUUUCACGCUUCAUUAAUCAUUCCUGCGAUCCCAAUGCGGAAACUCAAAAGUGGACUGUAAAUGGUGAACUACGAAUUGGGUUCUUCAGUCGUAAGUCCAUUAUGCCAGGUGAAGAAAUUACGUUCGACUACCAGUAUCAACGUUACGGCAGGGAGGCACAACGUUGUUAUUGCGAGUCGGCUAACUGUCGUGGUUGGAUAGGUGAAGAACCCAAUUCGGAUGAGGGUGAACAAAUCGAUGACGACAACGAUGCGGAUAAUUCGGCAGAAGGUAGCGAUGAUGAGGACAGUGAUGAUAGCACAGCUGAUGGCGAAGAUGCACAUAAGAAACUAGAUGCAUCAGGCAAAUCACUGAUAAGCUCAGAGGAUGGUAAAAUAAAGUUGGAUGAAAAAUCGGAUAGCGCGGGUAAGGACAAGAAGAAAAAAGUGGGUGAAGAUGCAGACGCUAAGCUGAAAAAGCUCGCGGGCAAAUCUGCUGAUAAAGCAGCGCGAAAAAAGAAACCCAGUAAAGAAAAGAAAGAUAAGAGACUACGUAAAUCUGCUACUGGUGAGCAGUCGAAAACAUCGCGUUAUUUGGAAGAUCCGGAUAUCGAAGACGAGGUUAAAUUCCUUAGUCGUGGCGGGCUGAGAAACCAGUCGGACACGCUGCGGUUUUCACGUUUGGUCGUACGCGCCAAAUUACCGCAAACUCGUCUCAAUCUACUGAAAAUUCUCCGCAAUGCCGAUUUGCCCUGUCGCCGACUGUUCUUGGACUAUCAUGGACUGCGUUUGUUGCAUGGGUGGAUGAGCGAAGACGGUGGUGAUAUGGCGAUUCGCUUGUCCCUGCUAGAGGCGCUGGAGAGUUUGCCAAUAGCAAACAAGACUGUACUCACUGACAGUAAGGUCUAUCAGAGCGUACGAAAUUGGUGUGGCAAUGCGUUGUCCACCAGCAGCAUGCCGACUGGCAAUGCAUCUUCUCCAAGCGAUGAGUCGUCGAAAGAAAGCACAAGUAGUAAUUCACAUACGGAAUUAGCUAGCGGACAGGAGGUACCUUCGGAAUUGCAGAAGUUAGCUGUGAAACUAACCACUGCAUGGAAUAGUUUGCCAGAAAUUUUCCGCAUACCGAAACGUGAACGUAUCGAACAAAUGAAAGAGCACGAACGGGAGGCAGAUCGACAGUUUGCCGAAGCUUCCGUCGACAGUAAUCGUUCUGUUCUAAGUGAUCGUUAUCAGCGCGAUCGUUUCGGACGCGGCCCAACCACUUCUCGUUUUUCCAAACCAAGUUUCAGUAAAGACAAUCGCAACAAUAAUAUAACCGUUGUAGGCUCAAUGCCAGGCGGAGAUCCACGUCGACGUUCGGCGAACGAUCACCAUGAUGGUAUAAAGCAUUUGUCAAAGGCACAGAGACGAGAGAUGUUUGCUGCAAAGGUGGCACGCGAUGAAGCCGAAAAGCGGUUGGCUGAAGAGCGUAGAGAAUUCGAAACAAAAUGUCGUUUCUUUGGCUUGGACCCCAAGAAGACACGCUCGCAAGAUGUUCCUUUCUGCGUAGACCCUUCAACAGGUCAAUGGUAUUCUAUUGCCCGCCAACCUAUUCCCACUCCACCUUGCUACGCACACGUGCAGGUGCAGCCAAAAUCCAAAUCUACCGAUCCUGAAGAUUACAAGUUACCUGCAGUUGUUGCUACCUUGCCGCGCCAAUGGAAAUACGCCAUUACAAACUUGGGCCAAAUUUAUUACUACCAUACUAAGCAAAAAAUAUCGCAAUGGCACCCGCCAACGCUUGAACAAUUGCAGGCUGCAGCCGAAGAAGGCGACAGUUCGGACAGCGAGUCCUGUGAGGAAGCUAAACAGGCAAAUGAGAGCAGCGAGGAUGAUGACGUACUCUUAGGAAUGGAUGAGGCGCAACUCAAAGCUUUCAUCGAUAAGAAGGUAGAAAAUCGUAGGCAUAAGCGUUACGGUCGUUUGGUGGAUGAGCGUCCGAUUAGUCCCCGAAAGGAGGAGGAUCGCAUCUACAAUCAAAUAGAGAUGCGCAAAUACAAAGAAAAUAAAGAGAAAAUACGCAAACGUAAGGAAGAAAUACGGCGCAAACGCGCUGAAGCACUCAAAGCCGCAGCUAUCGGUGGCGUAAAUCCCAACAUCGUUGCAGACAGCUUAAAUAUCGACGCAACGAAAUCCAAAACUGCCGAAGACUCCGAUGAACCGGAUGGCGUAAUACCCAUACAAGACUAUUUGCUCUCAUCGGAUGAGGAGGAGAUUAUGAAGGAGGAAUGCAACAACAGCCCACUCUUGGACAAAAUUGUGCAAGGCGAUAAGAUUGUCGACGAAUUGGAUGCGCUCACAACAAAACGUGCGCUCAAGCGCACAUUACCGCCCCAUCGAGAACCUAGCGCACAGGCAGGCCAGAGUAAUGUCAGUGGUAGUAGUGGCGGUAGCAGCGGUGGCAGUGAGCAUAAGCGACGAAAAUCGGAUAAGAAAGAUAAAAGCAAAAAGAGCAAAGACUCGGAUUCCAAGUAUCGUCGCACUAAGGAAAAGUUCCGCUGUGAAAUAGCUGGUAUAAUUGUGCAACACUUAAAGCCAUAUCGCAAGGAAUCGUGCACGCUCGCUCGUAUUCAGAGUGAUGAAGAUUUCAAUCAUCUCGCGCGAAAGCUCACACAUUUUGUUAUGGUUAAAGAGUUGAAAUACUGCGAGUCUGUUGGUCAGACAUUGGUCGUAACCGAAUCUGUUAAGAAUAAGUCCCGCGAAUUCAUUAAAAAGUACAUGGCGAAGUAUGGCGGCAUGUAUGUGAAACCCGCCAAUGAUCCGGAAUUUAAGGAGAUUCCAUUUACUAUUUAAACCUAUUUAUAAAUUUUCUUCUGAGAAGCUAAUUUCUGAAUUCGAUGAACAGCAAUGGAUUUUCGCUGACUUAACAUUUGUAUUAAGUUUCAUUUGGUGGCGUACAUUCUUUUGUAACAUCAUAGCGUUAACAAUUGAGACGUUACCAUUUUUUAUAUGCAAAAUUUGGUUUUUGUCGAGUUUUGCAAUGCUUAAUUCUUAUUUGUACAUAUAUUGUUGAAAAUUGCACGGCUAAUCAUAUUUGCUGUUCCAAUGGGAGACUUCGAAAUAUUUAAAUAAUUUUUUAUUAUUAUUGUAAUGCUUAGUAAUGUUUUUUUAGUUUUAAACCAAUAUGUACAUGUAUUCCCCUUUUACUACGUGUAAAUUGUGGUGUAUUUUUUAGAGAAUACGAAUAUAUUAUUUCCCCGCUGUAAUUACAUUUUAUGAGCUAAACUAAACGCAUAUGCAAUUAUGUAAAAGUUGCUGCACAAAUACGCGACUGCAACUGUAGAUUCAAUAAAUAAAAGUGAAAUGAACAAUUCAA
Molecule: messenger RNA, 10314 nt
Organism: Bactrocera latifrons
Lineage: Eukaryota; Metazoa; Arthropoda; Insecta; Diptera; Tephritidae
Gene: Set2
Product: probable histone-lysine N-methyltransferase CG1716
Exons: 9
Coding region: 327-9791 (3154 amino acids)
Biological process (GO): regulation of DNA-templated transcription
Cellular component (GO): chromosome; nucleus
Molecular function (GO): DNA binding; protein binding; histone H3K36 methyltransferase activity
Source: RefSeq, a predicted model, not a curated record